AUAUUUAAUAUUCCAAUGUUUAAACUUUAAUUAAUUAAUUAUUAUUAAUUUAUGGUGUUCGUUUGAUUCGUAAAGUCGAAAAUUAAACGAUUGCAAUCGACUAUAUCAAUAAUUAAUAUUUAUAUUAUAUAGACAUAAAGUGUUGUUCCGUGACGCUGAACCUUACAAUAUCGUAUGAUAAUUUAUAUUGUCUGAUGUAUAAUUUUAUGGGUAUUCUCGAAUAAAUCAUCUUACGCUGGUGCUGAUAGUUUUUUUUUUUAUCAAUACAUUCAAAUAAAUCAAAUGUACUCGCAUAAUCUAAUUUGUGAAACGUGUAUUUAGAUUUUAAAAUAAGUUGUCGCUUUUGAACAUUCGAUUUUUUUAUGUGUUACUAUAAAGUUUAAACGUAAAUGCUCAUAUUUUGUUCGCGUAGAGUAAUUUUACAUAUUGACAAUGUAUGAUUCUGUAAAAAAAUUUGUUUCACGACACAAACACAAAUUAAUAAUAAGCGGCGCAUUAUUUUGCAGUACUGCGUAUGUAGUUUACACUAUAAAAAAUAAAUUGGCAGAAAAAAAAGAUAAAGAAAGUCGGGAAUACCUGGAACGAAGUAGACGUCAACAGCACUAUGAAGCCACAGAAAACACUUCGAACCGCAUGAUAACUGAAUUUGUUAAACAACUCCAUGUUAAAUAUUUUGCGAAAAAUUUACGCAUUGAAAAUAUUAUAGAUAAAUUGAAAAAGCAAAAUGAUUUGGCACUUUGGGAAGAAAUGAGAAUAUGUGUUUUUACCAGAGCAUGUUUACUUGUUUAUGCUGAAACUAUGUUGGUAAUAACAUUAAAAAUUCAACUCAAUCUGCUCGGAGGUCUUGUAUACAAAAGUCUAUCACAAGAUUCACCUCCAAUUUGUUCAAAAACUCAAGAAGAUUAUCUGUUACAUUUUAGUUACUUCAUCGAAGACGGUAUUCAACGUUUAGAAGAAUAUUUACAUAGUAAAGUUAUUAAGUAUGUACAGCAAGUUCCUAUCCAAGAACAAUACAAUUUACAGGAAUUAGAAAAACUAUUUUUCCUCAUUCAAACUGAAAUUGCAAGUGAUACAGAUAGUCCUUUUCGAUGUAUAGAUUCAUACAUGUUACACCAAAUGCCACAAGUGCGAGAAGCACUACUACAAGACAUGGUAAAUGAAACACGGGAACUAUUAAAAAAUGACGAGAUAAUUUCAGUAGCUCGUUACUGCACAUCUCAUAGUUUUAAUAAGUUAAUGGAUGCUAUUACUGUAAAUACGCCUAAUCGGUCAGCAAAUUUACCUACUACUGUCAAAAUGCCAUUUGCCAAGUGGUUGCCAAUUGUUGACAGAUCGACUAAAGUUACGGAAAGUGGAGACUGCAGUCUAAAACAAAAUGUUCACUUGGAUGGAAAAGUUAAAGUGCUUAGUGCAAAUGUGUAUGAGGCAUUUUGUUCUGCUUAAUUAUAUUUAAAGGUUUUUGUUUUUUUUUUAAUUGUUUUUUAUGAACUUAUUUUGUUUUGUUUACUCAUAUAUGUAUGGGUAUGUAUUUAUUUGUCCUCAAUUUGUAAUUAAAUUCUUACAAAUGUUAAAUUAAUUGAACCAUGAGUAUUUAUUUUUGGGAAAUUUGGGAAUUAUUAUAAUCUAAUAGCUUUAAUAUAAAAAAAAAACAUUUUGUAAUAUUGCCAUGUUUAAUGAAAUUGAAUCUAUUUAUCUGUAAUGCAUGAUAUUAUGCUCUAUUAAAAUCAUAUUGAGUUUCACUCAGUGUUCCAAGAAAUA
This is a messenger RNA of Acyrthosiphon pisum (pea aphid), 1758 nucleotides long. RefSeq names its product peroxisomal biogenesis factor 3 (gene Pex3). Gene Ontology annotation, biological process: protein import into peroxisome membrane. The record is from RefSeq and is a predicted model, not a curated record. NCBI's taxonomy places the organism in Eukaryota, Metazoa, Arthropoda, Insecta, Hemiptera, Aphididae. Gene Ontology annotation, cellular component: peroxisomal membrane. Bases 433 to 1443 code for a protein of 336 amino acids. Gene Ontology annotation, molecular function: protein-macromolecule adaptor activity. The transcript has a single exon.